Messenger RNA from Capsella rubella, 2954 nucleotides. RefSeq names its product WD repeat-containing protein 44. The coding region runs from base 275 to 2248 and encodes 657 amino acids. The transcript has 6 exons. Gene Ontology annotation, molecular function: protein binding. NCBI's taxonomy places the organism in Eukaryota, Viridiplantae, Streptophyta, Magnoliopsida, Brassicales, Brassicaceae. The record is from RefSeq and is a predicted model, not a curated record.
CUCUUUUUUAUUUUAUUUUUAUUUUUAAUUAAAGUUCUCUCUUUUACUUUAUUUGUUUUUAAUUCUCUCUGGGCUUUGGUUACUAUACUCCUGCUACUUCAUUGGGAUGUGUUUGUUCCAUUUUCGAAGAAACCUUGUGAAGACGAACAAACCCAUUUUGCCUUGUAGGUUGCUUGUUUGGAAGCAAAACUGGCAGUUGGGGAAGUUCCUCUUUUGAGAGAAAAGCAUUCUUCUUUAAGCUGGGUUUCAUGGAUUGAACUUCCCUCAAGGAAUAAUGGAUUACUUGUCUCAAGAGGAAGAUUUGCAAUUCUUCGAUGCCAACGAGGAGAUGAUGCCAUCAACUCCAAGUGGUUUUGGUUUUGAUGUAUGGAAUGAGUCACCUGGAAGUGUGGUGGAGAGGCGGAGGAAGUUCUUGGAGUGGAUGGGAGUUGAGCAAGAUCGUGUUCAGUCCAAGGAUUCGGUCUCUGUAGCUAAUGUGGAGUCUAGUUUUGAUGGAGCUCAAGAGAAUUCUGGUGAAGAAGCUGAGGAGAGAUCUGGUGGUUUAAGCAGUUCUUCUAGUGGAGUUUCAUUGUCUGGUUCAAGUGUGGAUGUUUCCGAAGAAUUGUCUUUGAGAGUAGACAAAAAUGUGGGUGGAUGUGAUGUAACGAGGAGGCAAAGCUCUUCAAUGGCAUCAUGUUCUAAUUCCAGGUAUUGUCAAGUGAAGGAAACAGAGAAGCAGAGGAAGAAAGGAUGGUUGACGAGGCUGUGGUCUAUGGGGUGUACGGCGGAUACAAAGGUUGAAUCUGGUGGUAGAAUCAGAGCUUCUUCUAGUUUUGGUGAUGUGAUUUCAAGAGUUAAGGUUAAGCAUUGUAAGAAACAGGCAAAGGAGCUUUCAGCUCUUUAUCAGAGUCAAGACAUUCAAGCUCAUGAUGGUGCCAUCUUGGCUAUGAAAUUUAGCGGAGAUGGGAAGUUUCUUGCAAGUUCUGGUGAAGAUGGGAUUGUGCGUGUGUGGAAAGUCCUGGAAGAUAAGAGAUCUAGACUACGAAGGGACUGCCUGAACGAGUUAGACCCUUCGUGUAUGUACUUUGAGGUAAACGAUCUUUCCCAGUUGAAACCAGUUUUAGUGGAUGAGGAAAAAUCAAAGAAGGAUUCAGAAAGUUUCAGGAAAACAUCUAAUUCAGCCUGCGUUGUCUUCCCUCCUAAAGUUUUCCGGAUAAUGGAAAAACCGUUAUAUGAAUUCCGUGGGCACACGGGUGAAGUCUUGGACAUCUCAUGGUCAAAAGAUAAUUAUCUUCUCUCGGCUUCGAUGGAUAAAACUGUUCGGUUAUGGAAAGUCGGUAGCAAUGAUUGUCUUGGAGUGUUCCCUCACAAUAGUUAUGUAACCUCUAUUCAGUUCAACCCCGUAAACGAGAAUUACUUCAUGAGUGGUUCAAUUGAUGGAAAAGUUCGAAUCUGGAACAUUUCUGGUCGCAACGUUAUUGAUUGGGCCGAUCUCAAAGACAUUAUAUCCGCAGUGUGUUAUCGUCCAGAUGGACAGGGAGGAAUUAUCGGUUGUCUGACCGGAAGUUGCAGAUUCUUUAACAUGUCUGGAGAAUAUUUAGAACUGGAAUCUCAGAUACAUUUGCAUAACAAAAAGAAGUCUUCCAACAAACGGAUAACUGGAUUUCAGUUCUUACCACAAGAGCCAAGCAAAGUUCUGGUUGUUUCCGCGGAUUCCAAAGUCAGAAUUCUCCAAGGCAACAAUGUCGUCAGAAAAUACAAAGGCGUUAGGAAGACAAGAAGCCUCACAUCAGCGUCUCUCACAUCUGAUGGAAAGCAUAUUGUUUCAGCUUGUGAGGACUCUAAAGUAUAUAUAUGGAGUAACGAUGAGGAAUCAGAUUGUGCUUCCCAAACCAAAAAGAUUCGAUCUUUUGAACGUUUCUCUGCCAAUGCAUCCGUUGCAGCUACCUGGUGCGGCUUCUCAGAUCAUAGCACAACUCUCCCGUUUUCUUCACCCUCUUGUUUAUCUCUCAACGAAGGAUUUGUCCCCGGAUCAAUAUCCAAAGGAAGCGCGACAUGGCCAGAGGAAAACCUACCAGAAAAUCCUCUAUCUACAUCCGCCAUGAAUGCAUCUCAUUACAAGUUUCUCAAAUCCUCUUACCAGAGAGCAUCUAGCUCUCUGUCAUGGGGUAUGGUCAUAGUCACAGGCGGUUGGGAUGGACAGAUCAGAACAUUUCAGAACUAUGGGUUGCCUGUGACUACUUGCAAAAAAUCGGUUUCGUUUUCCUAACUUUGGAAAAAACAAUCAGAUGCCAUUGUUCCUUUCUUGAUAGGCACAAGCACAUGGUUCUGGCAGAUCUUGAAGCUAUGGUGGGUCCAAAACCAGAUCCACUCUUAGAUCUCUGGAGAUAUCAAUUAGUCAAAAAGUGAUUCAUAAAAUGUGCUACUUCCUCUCUCAAGAUUAUGCUCCUGUAGAAAUCUUUCAAGAAGUGGUCAGUGGGAGAUUUUCAAUCGGUUGAUGUAGACGCAGGGGAUGAUAAGGAACAGAUGUUUCUGUUUUUGGCAAUUAGUGGCGGUUGGAGAUGGUUUUAUAGACAGUACGGAUUUGUCUGAAAGAAUUGACAGGCGAGUGUAGUAGGGUCCAAAGAAGAGGCAAGUGAUCAUGGAAAGUAGUGGUUGAAGGAGAAAGAUGUUGACGUUACUUCCCCAAGAAAGAUCUUCCAAUGGCUUCUCCUAAGAUCCUUUUCUUUAAUUAGGAUUUUGAUUUUGAUCAGUUUCUAACUUAGUGAUCAUUGAUUCGUUGAUUCUGUGUACUGUAUAAUUUGAUUUUCUAACGUGUAGAUGAGUUCAUCAUAGCUUUUUCUUAGAUUUGAUUUCCGCUUAUUAAAAGAGACAAAUCAAUAGAUUGUAAGAAAGACUCUCCUCCACCUUAGAGAGAGGCUCCGGGACAUUGUAGCUGUAUAUAUUUGUAUACAGUAAAACUUGUUUUAACCGUA